GCGCAGUGAGAGGGGCUUGUUGACAGUCAUGCGGCUGAAGCAGAUCGUGCUUCGUGGGCAGUGACGCGAGGUCGGACCGAUCGGUGACCGGUGCCACCAUGUCGGCAGCGGGAGGUGAUGGCGACACGAACCCGCUGACCGUAUUCCAGAGGGUCAGUUCCAGGCCCGUGCACGGAGACUCGCCCGCAGGUCACCAAGUUCCUCCUGCCCGCAGCGGCCAUCGCUGCGUGGCAGACAACACUAACCUGUAUGUAUUCGGAGGAUACAACCCCGAUUACGACCACCCGCUCUUCAGAGAGCUGUGGCGCUACCACUUUGCCACCGGCCGCUGGCGGCAGAUCCAAACCGAGGGCUUCAUGCCCAGAGAGCUGGCGUCCAUGUCAGCGGUCCUACAUGGAAACAACCUGCUGGUGUUCGGAGGCACCGGAAUACCGUUCGGAGAAAACAGCGGCAACGACGUUCACGUGUGCAACCUGAAGUACAAGCGCUGGUCGUUGCUGGACUGCCACGGGAAGAAGCCCAACAGGAUUUAUGGACAGGCCAUGGUGAUUAUCAACGGUCUGCUCUACGUUUUCGGGGGCACGACGGGCUACAUCUACAGCACGGAUCUUCACCGGCUGGACCUCACCACGCGGGAGUGGAUCCACCUGAAGCCCAACAACCGUCCGGACGAUUUCCCGGAGGAGCGGUACAGGCACGAAAUUGCACAAGAUGGUGGGAGGAUCUACAUCCUGGGAGGCGGGACUUCCUGGACGUCCUUUCCUCUAGACAAGAUACACGCGUACAAUCUUGAGACGAAUUCUUGGGAGGAGAUCACGACCAAGCCUCACGACAAAAUAGGCUACCCGGCUCCGAGGAGAUGUCACAGUUGUGUGCAGAUACGGAACGAUGUGUUUAUAUGCGGGGGCUACGACGGCGAGAUGAUCUUGGCGGAUUUGUGGAAGAUUAAUUUACAGACCUUCCAGUGGGUCAAGCUGCCGGCGGCGAUGCCCGAGCCCGCCUACUUCCACUGCGCUGCCGUCACACCUGCAGGCUGCAUGUACAUCCACGGAGGGGUGGUAAACAUCCAGGAGAACAGGAGGACCGACUCCCUGUUCAAGAUCUGGCUGGUGGUGCCCAGUCUGCUGGAACACUGCUGGGAGAAGGUCCUCAAGGCGUUCCCACAUUUCCCGUCGCUCUCCUCGAGGCAACUGCUGAACCUGGGACUCACACAGGAGCUCAUCGAGAGACUGAGGUGAGCUGGAUCACCUUCAAACCAGCAACUGUGGAAUGCAUCUUCUGCUGCUGUGCCUGAACUGACUGCAGGUUUUAUGGAUUUUUACUUCCCUCAUUGCCUCGAUUCAUCAUGCUUUCAUCCGAGGGUCACUUGUUCCCAAGGUUUAAGAGUUUCAUUUAAUUUUUAGCUAUUUUAAGAAUUAUUUACAAAUAAAAUGUGUAUUUAAAUCGUAUUCUGGGGUCAUGAUCAUUUCAAUCUCAUUCAGUCUCCAUCAUGGAUGUUUAGAUGACGA
Molecule: messenger RNA, 1508 nt
Organism: Synchiropus splendidus (mandarinfish)
Lineage: Eukaryota; Metazoa; Chordata; Actinopteri; Syngnathiformes; Callionymidae
Gene: klhdc10
Product: kelch domain containing 10
Exons: 9
Coding region: 99-1238 (379 amino acids)
Biological process (GO): positive regulation of stress-activated MAPK cascade
Molecular function (GO): protein binding
Source: RefSeq, a predicted model, not a curated record